AUGAGCACCAAGGACGAUGCACGCAGUAAACGCCCCAAAGAGUCUGUUACCGACGAAAACAUCAAAAAAGUCCAUAAAAUAAUUUUUCACUGUAAUGUGAAGUUGAUUGAGAUAGCUGAAACCCUAAAGAUAUCAAAGGAACAUGUUGGAGAUAUUGUGAAUGAGUAUUUGGGUAUGCGAAAGCUCUGUUCAAAGUGGGUGUCGCGCGAGCUCACAAUCGACCAAAAACAACAACGGAUUGAUGAUUCUGAGCAGUGUUUGGAGCUGUUCAAUCGUAAUAAACUUGAAUUUUUGGAUCGAUAUGUGACAAUGGAUGAGACAUGGCCCCAUUUUACACCGGACUCCAACCGACAGUCAACCGAGUGGACUGCACGUGAUAAACCGACUCCAAAGCGUGGAAAGUCAGCUGACAAGGUUAUGGUAUCAGUAUUUUGGGACGCCCACUGUAUAGUAUUCUUUGUCUAUCUUAAAAAGGGAAAAAUCAUAAACAGCGACUAUUACGUAGCGUUACUGGAGCGUUUGAAGGACGAAGUCGCGGAAAAACGGCCCCAUUUGAAGAAGAAGAAAAUGCUGUUUCAUCAGGACAAUGCACCGUCUCACAAAUCAAUGAAAACGAUGGAAAAAUUGCAUAAAUUGGGCUUGUCCUCCAGAUCUGGCCCCCAGCAACUUUUUUCUGUUCUCAGAACUCAAGAGAAUACUCACUGGACAGAAAUUUUGCGCCUAUUUUGA
Molecule: messenger RNA, 729 nt
Organism: Aethina tumida (small hive beetle)
Lineage: Eukaryota; Metazoa; Arthropoda; Insecta; Coleoptera; Nitidulidae
Product: histone-lysine N-methyltransferase SETMAR-like
Exons: 1
Coding region: 1-729 (242 amino acids)
Molecular function (GO): nucleic acid binding
Source: RefSeq, a predicted model, not a curated record